CUGUAGUGUCGUGUGCCGUACCUCGCACUUGCGCACCCCGCUGGUACCUUAUCCUGACCUCAGUGGCCGUCUCUAUCGCUCCUAUACAAUCACUGAACUGGACCUGUCCUAUCGUUGUUGUACAUACGACGACGCUGUGAAUCUCGUCCUCACCUGUUCGCAAUGCCUCGAAGUCUCUCACGAGGCUGGAACACGAAGGCCCAUCGAGAACGUAACCACGUACUUUACUAGUAGUUGAUCACAAACAAUCACGCACACACUUUGUGGGACCGAUAGCCACCACCGCCACGACAAUCUCUAGUUCAUAACCUACCACGAUGCCUUCGAUCUUUCGUCCAGUGACUGCCUUUGCCCGCAAGGCUUUGAAGAUCAACAAGAACGCAGAGAAGAGCCUCGCACGGAAGCUAGACGCAGCAGAUCGUGCCCAUCCUCCGCCACGGUUCUCGAUCGAGGGGGACUAUGAAUAUAUUGACUAUACGGAGACGAGCCGCGACUAUCUCCACCAUCUUCUCGACAAGAUUGACGGUGAUGGCUUGUGGAAGUGCUGCCGAGGGCAUGAGCAGGAACUCAUCCACUGGAAGGGAGAACACCCUUUCAAACGCUUGAGGUGCAAUACCUGCGAGCACAUUCUCUGCCAUCGUUGCGAAAGUACGACCGUCUUGACGCGUAUGGAAGGAGACACCGUCUUACCCUACGAAUACCACGAAGUAUCCGGUCCAAUCUCCUACGGUCAGAUAUGUUCGAACUGCGGUUUAACCCAUCGAGCGCGAGGCGUGCAGAUCACCGUCGACACCGCCGCCAACGAACGAGUAUCGAACAUGACAUUCGCCAACGUCGUAUGCGUCUGCGGCCACCGUGCUGACAACACAUGGCUUCAUUUCUGGAUCGGGCCCAUCUACGAGUAUCGGCGCAACCCGCACGACGCAUUCGCGAGCCUAUCCCGCCAACGCGCCGAGAGUUCUGUUCGGAGACAGCAGGAAAGACUCGAGCAUGGCACACGGCGCGAGUCGCUGCCAUGCGGAUCUUCGUCUAGGGGUGACUCGUCUUCGAAUCUUAGCGGACCUCAUGCUCAGUGGAGUAUUAGCACGAGCAAUGUAUCCUCUCCGCCGAUGAGUAGACCGCCUUCUUCUCAACUCGGUCAGCCGCCUACCCCGUGGAUGACGGGGAGUUUCUCAUCUUGAUCAUGGGACUGCCAGUAUACUACCGAGCUACCUACCAUUUCAUGGAGAAUCCAUGUCCUCGAGUGCCUCGGCUUGAUUUAGUGGGCAGCAGCCGUC
Cucurbitaria berberidis CBS 394.84 is the source of this 1277-nucleotide messenger RNA. RefSeq lists its product as uncharacterized. Lineage: Eukaryota; Fungi; Ascomycota; Dothideomycetes; Pleosporales; Cucurbitariaceae. The coding region runs from base 318 to 1181 and encodes 287 amino acids. The record is from RefSeq and is a predicted model, not a curated record. The transcript has 2 exons.